AUGUGUAUUGCUCAACCUCAGUUGGAGUAUUUGGGAAACCUAAUUUCUGCUAAUGGAGUGGCUACUGACCCUGAAAAAAUUUCAGCUACGCAAAUUUGGCCACUACCCACCAACUUGAAACAGUUAAGGGGAUUUUUGGGCCUCACAAGGUAUUAUAGAAGAUUCAUAAAUAACUAUGGAACCAUUUCUAAACCUCUCACUGAUAUGCUGAAGAAAGAUGCUUUCCAUUGGACUCCUUCAGCACAUCAAGCUUUCACUGAUCUCAAAACUACAAUGACACAGGAUCUAGUGUUGGCAUUACCUGAUUUCUCAAAACAUUUCAUCUUGGAAAUUGAUGCCUAUGACAGAGGAGUAGGAGCAGUUCUCAUGCAAGAUGGCAGGCCACUCUCAUUUUACAGUACAACUUUAGGCCCUAAAGCAUUGGCACUAUCUACUUAUGAAAAAUAA
Molecule: messenger RNA, 447 nt
Organism: Papaver somniferum (opium poppy)
Lineage: Eukaryota; Viridiplantae; Streptophyta; Magnoliopsida; Ranunculales; Papaveraceae
Exons: 1
Coding region: 1-447 (148 amino acids)
Source: RefSeq, a predicted model, not a curated record